Molecule: messenger RNA, 932 nt
Organism: Phodopus roborovskii (desert hamster)
Lineage: Eukaryota; Metazoa; Chordata; Mammalia; Rodentia; Cricetidae
Product: protein SET-like
Biological process (GO): nucleosome assembly
Cellular component (GO): chromatin; nucleus
Molecular function (GO): chromatin binding; histone binding
Source: RefSeq, a predicted model, not a curated record
AUGGCCCCGAAAUGGCAGUCUGUGCUCCUGCCUCAGUCCAAGAAACCCAAAUCGGUUCCUGCCGCGAAGCUGAAGGACAAGUCUGCUGCCUCUCUCGGCCUGCCGAAGGGAGAAAAAGAACAGCAAGAAGCAACUGAACACAUUGAUGAAGCACAAAAUGAAAUAGACAGACUUAAUGAACAAGCCAGUGAGGAAAUUUUGAAGGUAGAACAAAAAUAUAACAAACUCCUCCAGCCAUUUUUCCAGAAGAGGUCAGAAUUGAUCGCCAAAAUCCCAAAUUUUUGGGUAACAACAUUUGUCAACCAUCCACAAGUGUCUGCACUGCUUGGGGAGGAAGACAAGGAAGCUCUACAUUACUUGACAGAGUUGACAGAAUUUGAAGACAUUAAAUCAGGUUACAGAAUAGAUUUUUAUUUUGAUGAAAAUCCUUACUUUGAAAACGAAGUUCUCUUCAAAGAAUUUCAUCUGAAUGAGAGUGGUGACCCAUCUUCAAAGUCCACUGAAAUCAAAUGGAAAUCUGGAAAGGAUUUGACAAAAUGCUCAAGUCAAACGCAGAAUAAAGCCAGCAGGAAGAGGCAGCCAGAGAGCUUCUUUACCUGGUUCACUGACCAUUCUGAUGCAGGUGCAGAUGAGUUAGGAGAGGUCAUCAAAGACGAUAUUUGGCCAAACCUCUUGCAGUACUAUUUGGUUCCUGAUAUGGAUGAUGAAGAAGGAGAGGCAGAAAAUGAUGAUGAAGAGGAGGAAGGCUUGGAAGAUACUGAUGAAGAAGGGGAUGAAGAUGAAAGUGAAGAGGAUGAAGAUGAUGACGAAGGGGAGGAAGGAGAGGAGGAUGAAGGCGAGGAUGACUAGCACAGAAGUCUGAUGGAUUCCAACCCUCUUUUUUAAAAUUUUCUUUUAUUUUUAAUUUUCUCCAGUCCUUGGGAGCAAGUUGC